UCUCCUCCUCUUCCUCCUCUGAUCAGCUUAUAAACCCAGUGUUGACGGUCACAUCCACAUCAUUCAUACAUCUCACACAUCAGCACAAUCAUCAUCUCCAUCAGCAGCCAUGUCCUCCUCUAUGGUCCUGCUACUUCUGCUGGGUCUUUCCUGCCUUCAGAGCUUCACAAAGGCACAGAGUGCAAGUGGAGCAGAUUUGUGCUGUUUCAAGUUCCACAAAAGACCGUUCCCUGCAGGAAACGUUGUUUCUUACGAAGAAACAAGACCUGACUGUACACUUCCUGGUGUCAUUUUGACCACAAAGAAGGGUCAUCGCAUGUGUGCAGACCCUGAGGUGGACUGGGUGCAGCAGGUCAUCAAGAUUAAAAACUCAGCCUAGAUUCAGGAGACAAAUUAAAGUGUCUCUCCCUGAAAUUAGCUUUACUUUGCAGAAUGCUUCAUUUUACCUACACAGUACUUAAAGCAAUCUGAUAUUGUGUGUAACAAGACAAAGUUUCUUCUUCUGUCUGUUUUAUCUUCUGCACAAAUAAAGCACACAUUUAUAACUCA
Molecule: messenger RNA, 549 nt
Organism: Tachysurus fulvidraco (yellow catfish)
Lineage: Eukaryota; Metazoa; Chordata; Actinopteri; Siluriformes; Bagridae
Product: C-C motif chemokine 18-like
Exons: 3
Coding region: 110-379 (89 amino acids)
Biological process (GO): inflammatory response; chemokine-mediated signaling pathway; positive regulation of GTPase activity
Cellular component (GO): extracellular region
Molecular function (GO): CCR chemokine receptor binding; chemokine activity
Source: RefSeq, a predicted model, not a curated record